AUGUUAUCCCUCAACAUUCCAUCCUAUUCAAAACCAUCAGGAUACCAGCUUUCCGAGCUCCCCAAGCCAGAAAUCAGCAGUGCAAAUGAAGUUAUCGUCAAGGUUCAUGCCGCGAGUAUCAAUCCUAUCGAUGUCAAGAGGGCAAGCGGAGACCUCAAAGCAGUGGUGAAAGACAGCUUUCCGUUCAAAAUUGGCUACGAUGUUUCUGGCGUAAUUGCCGAGACUGGGGAAGACGUUACCAAAUUUCAGGUCGGAGAUGCAGUCUAUAUCAGGUUACCUGAGAUUAAUCGAGGAUCAUGCAGCGAAUUUGUGAAAUGUGCUGAAGAUCAGAUUGGGCUGAAGCCCCCUGCGCUAUCUUUCGAAGAAGCAGCCUCGAUUCCUUUAGCGGGCAUGACUGCUAUUCAGGCCCUCAGCAAAUACGGCGAUCUCACCGGAAAGACUGUGUUCGUACCUGCUGGAUUAAGUGGAACUGGUCUCUUUGCUUGUCAACUCGCAAAACAUGUAUUCCAUGCAGGCAAAAUAAUCACCACGGUCUCAACAGCCAAAGUCCCCAAAAUCAAGGAGCUUCUAGGCGAAGGCACAGUUGAUGAAAUUAUCGACUACACAAAAUCCGACCCAAGAGAUGUUAUCGAAAAAGGCUCCGUGGAUUUCCUUUUUGACACGGUCGGUCUUGCAAUGCAGUAUCUCUGUCUCAUGAAGCCCAAAUCAGGCCACAUCGUAUCAGUCUCCACCACACCUUCAGCAGAGGUAAUGCAGAAUUCAUCAUUGAUGAGAAUGGACAACAAACCCACUAUCCCGAUACCUGUUCGAAUUGUCUUGAAUCUGAUGGAUUCUGUGCGCAAUUUCAGAGCAAGUCGCUAUGGGGUUCGGUAUGAGUAUAUGAUUCUGGAAUCGAGUGGGACUUGUUUGGACGAAUUGAGGUCAUAUGUUGAAGAGGGAAAAGUGAAGACUGUUGUGGGGAGUACUGCUGAGCUUCGUGACUUGGAUGCUGUGCGGAAGGGUUGUCAGGUUAUUUUUGAUGGGGCUGGUGGUCUUGGGAAGUUCGUUAUCAAGGUUUCUGAGUGA
Messenger RNA from Penicillium angulare, 1065 nucleotides. Its product is annotated as NADP-dependent oxidoreductase. The record is from RefSeq and is a predicted model, not a curated record. NCBI's taxonomy places the organism in Eukaryota, Fungi, Ascomycota, Eurotiomycetes, Eurotiales, Aspergillaceae. Gene Ontology annotation, cellular component: mitochondrion. The transcript has 5 exons. Bases 1 to 1065 code for a protein of 354 amino acids. Gene Ontology annotation, molecular function: oxidoreductase activity.